This is a messenger RNA of Carya illinoinensis, 4327 nucleotides long. RefSeq names its product nuclear pore complex protein NUP133. The record is from RefSeq and is a predicted model, not a curated record. Gene Ontology annotation, cellular component: nuclear pore outer ring. The transcript is spliced from 8 exons. Bases 104 to 4075 code for a protein of 1323 amino acids. Lineage: Eukaryota; Viridiplantae; Streptophyta; Magnoliopsida; Fagales; Juglandaceae. Gene Ontology annotation, biological process: transcription-dependent tethering of RNA polymerase II gene DNA at nuclear periphery; protein import into nucleus; poly(A)+ mRNA export from nucleus. Gene Ontology annotation, molecular function: structural constituent of nuclear pore; protein binding.
UACAGCUCGCCCAAACUCCAAACUCUCUCACUCCAACUUUCAAAAGUUCAAAAGCCCUAAACCCCGAAAUUGCUGUCGCCUCUCUUCUCUGGGAGCGACCAAAAUGUUCUCUCCUGGAAUAAGGAGGUCCAAUGUCAGCUCUCGAAACGAGCGGAAUCAGGGGCACACUGUACUUCAUUCUCCCAUCACUCCUCUCUCAGAGAACCGCCGAUCCUUUCUUCAAAAUUCGGUUCCGGAUCGACCCAGCACCGGUACCCCUGCUCCUUGGGCUCCUCGCUUGUCUGUCCUCGCCAGAAUUCCACCAGUGAACAGAAGUGAGACAGGGGAUGAGGCAGAUCCAAUUAAGCCCGUAUAUGUUGGAGAGUUUCCACAAGUGAUCCGUGAUGAACAGGCCAGUUUGCUGCAGAAGCGUGUUCCUGAUGAUGCUUUUAUAUCUGGUGGAAUGGAAAAGGGAACAUCCCUUGCUUGGAUUAUCAUUGGAAACAGACUCUUCAUUUGGAAUUACUUAUCACCUACUGCUUCAAUGAAAUGCGUUGUUCUUGAAAUCCCUUUGAAUGCAUUAGAGAACAGAGAUAUUAACAGUACUGACCGGAACUGUUGGUUGCUUUGUGUUGUCAAUUGGGAAAGCACAUCUAGGAGAACAAAGAAAGUUGCGAAACAUUGCAAUUCUGCUGGCGUUGUUUUGUGUAACCAAAACACUCGAACUAUCAUAUAUUGGCCUGAAGUAUAUUCUGAAGGUAGAACUGCUCCUGUUACUAGUUUUGCAUCUUCUGAGGAGUUAGAGGUGACUUCUUCACAUGAAAAUGGAAAGGCCACCCCAAACAAGCAGCGACAACGUAUUAGAUGCGGAAAUAACUCAACUGGAUGGAGCUCACUGAACUCUUUGAUGGCUUCUGCAUUACCUGGUUCUCAGCACUCCUGCGUUGCCCUUGCAUGCUGUUCGAAUGGUGAGCUUUGGCAGUUUCACUGCAGUCCCACUGGCAUUCACCGUAAGAAAAUAUACGAGGAUAAACUGACUUUACCAUCCCAGGGUAGUGACGGUGGUCAAAUUUUAUGGAGCAAGGGGUAUCCUAGGUCAUUGAUCUGGCGUUUUUCACAUGUUUCUACAGAGGGCUCAAAUAGAGAGUUUUUUCUGCUGACUGAUCGUGAGAUACAGUGCUUUAGCAUUGAUAUGAAACUUGAUAUACGGGUGUCAAAGCUCUGGUCCCAUGAAAUUAUUGGUACAGAUGGUGAUGCGGGGAUCAGGAAGGAUCUGGCUGGUCAGAAGCGAAUAUGGCCUCUUGAUUUGCAGGUGGAUGAUCACGGAAAAGUGAUUACCAUUCUGGUUGCCACCUUCUGUAAGGAUCGGGUCAGUGGUUCAAGCUACACACAGUAUUCUCUUCUGACCAUGCAAUAUAAAUCUGGGGUGAGUAUGGAGCCUGCACAUGAAAGGAUUCUGGAGAAAAAAGCUCCAAUCCAAGUAAUAAUUCCAAAAGCAAGAGUAGAAGAUGAAGAUUUCUUGUUCUCAAUGAGACUUCGAAUAGGAGGCAAGCCUUCAGGAUCAGCAAUCAUACUUUCUGGUGACGGAACGGCAACGGUCGCCCAUUAUUAUCGAAACUCAACUCACCUCUAUCAGUUUGACCUGCCUUAUGAUGCUGGAAAAGUUCUAGAUGCUUCAGUUCUUCUUUCUUCAGAUGAUGGGGAAGAAGGGCCAUGGGUUGUACUAACCGAGAAAGCAGGAAUAUGGGCAAUACCUGAAAAGGCUGUUGUACUUGGUGGAGUUGAACCACCUGAGCGAAGCUUGUCACGUAAGGGGAGCUCAAAUGAAAGAUCUGCUCAAGAAGAGACACGGAACCUUACAUUUUUGGGCAAUAUUGCUCCUAGAAGGGCUAGUUCUGAAGCAUGGGAUGCUGGAGAAAGACAAACGGGGGCUUUUACUGGGGUUGUACGUCGAACUGGCCCAGAUGAAGAGUCAGAAACUUUGCUUAGUCAUCUUUUCCAUGAUUUUCUUUCAUCUGGACAGGUUGAUGGUUCACUGGAAAAGCUAAAAAGCUCUGGGGCAUUUGAAAGGGAUGGAGAAACAAGUGUUUUUGCACGGAUGAGCAAAUCAAUUGUUGACACCUUAGCUAAACACUGGACUACAACCAGAGGUGCUGAGAUUUUGGCCAUGGCUGUUGUAUCUACCCAACUCAUGGAUAAGCAGCAGAAGCAUAAAGCAUUUCUUCAGUUUCUGGCAUUAUCCAAAUGCCAUGAGGAGCUGUGUUCUAGACAGAGAUAUUCAUUGCGAAUUAUCUUGGAACAUGGUGAAAAGCUUGCUGGGAUGAUUCAAUUGAGAGAACUGCAAAAUGUGAUUGGAGAGAAGCGUUCAACUGGAGUUGGCUCCUCCCAUCCAAGUGCAGAACGCCGUGCUCUUUGGGAUCUUAUUCAAUUAGUUGGUGAGAGAGCCCGCCGAAAUACAGUUCUUCUCAUGGACAGAGAUAAUGCUGAGGUGUUCUAUAGUAAGGUUUCCGAUCUUGAAGAAGUAUUUUAUUGCUUAGACAGACAUCUUGAUUAUGUAAUAAGCAUAGAGCAACCGCUUUGGAUUCAGAUCCAAAGAGCUUGUGAGCUCUCAAAUGCUUGUGCCACUAUAGUUCGCGAGGCCAUGCACUACAGAAAUGAGAAUAACUUGUGGUACCCACCACCCGAAGGCUUGACGCCAUGGUAUUGUCAACCUGUGGUACGCAAUGGGAUGUGGAGCAUCGCUUCCUUCAUGCUUCAGCUGUUGAAUGAAACAUCUGGAGUUGAGUUGUCAGUGAAAUCAGAUCUGUAUACCCAUCUAGAAGUACUGACUGAGGUUCUACUUGAGACAUAUGCUGGUGCUGUCACAGCUAAGGUUGAGCGUGGUGAAGAACACAAAGGUCUAUUAGAUGAGUUCUGGAGUAGAAGGGAUACACUCCUGGACUCCCUUUAUCAACAAGUUCAAGAUUUUGUGGAUGGCAGGCAUCAGGAUCUAAAUAGAGGAUUUGAAGAGCAAAAAGAAGAAAUCCGUAGGAAGCUUUCUUUGCACUUGCUAUCCAUUGCAAAACAGCAUGAAUGCUACAGAACUUUGUGGAGAAUAUGCUGUGACCUCAAUGAUGCGGCCCUACUUAGAAAUCUUAUGCACGAGAGCAUGGGACCUAACGGAGGCUUUAGUUACUUCGUCUUUAAAGAACUGUAUGAGAAGAGACAAGUUUCCAAGGUUCUAAGGCUUGGGGAAGAGUUCCCAGAGGAGUUAUCUAUCUUUCUAAGACAGCACCAGGAGCUUCUUUGGCUUCACGAAGUGUUCCUGAAUCAAUUUUCUUCAGCUUCAGAAAUUCUUCAUGUAUUAGCUCUUUCUUGUGAUCAAAAUUCUAUUUCAGCUUCUGAAGAGCAGGCAGACCUUGACAGUAUUGAUUUCAAACCCAAAUUGGUGGACAGAAAGCGCCUUUUGAAUCUCUCAAAGAUAGCUGCAUGGGCAGCCACAGGUAAGGAUGCUGAUUCUGAGACAAAGUUGAAGCGCAUUGAAGCUGAUAGGAAAAUUUUGAAAUUGCAGGAAGAAAUUAUGCUACUCCUUCCUACUGACGAAGAAAAGCAAUAUGUUGAAAGGCAGCUCCUACAUCCAGAAGAUCUUAUUAAGCUGUGCCUUAAAGGUCAAAACGCAAAGCUCUCCUUGUGUGCUUUUGAUGUGUUUGCAUGGACAGGCUCCUCCUUUCGGAAAACCCACAGAAAUCUCAUGGAGGAGUGUUGGAAGAAUGCUGCCGAUCAAGAUGAUUGGAGUCAAAUAUACCAAGCAUCUAUUGCUCAAGGAUGGAGUGAUGAGGAAACCUUACAGAAUCUGAGGGAAACUAUGCUUUUCCUGGCUUCCAGCAGGUGUUAUGGACCCAAUGCAGAAACCUUUGGAGAAGGUUUUGCCGAAGUUAUGUUGUUGAGACGAGAAAAUGUGGAGCCUUUUUCUAGGGAUCCGGGUGCUUCUGUUGAGACCAUACUGAUGCAGCACAAGGAUUUCCCUGAGGCAGGCAAGCUGAUGCUGGCUGCUAUCACUUUGGGGGGUGUACAGGACAAUACCAGACUGGAAGAGGGUCCUUCUCCAAUGGAAUGACGUUGAUAAGGAUGCAUUAUAGCUAGGAAUUGUCAGCUUACUUUGUAAGUUUGUAGCAGAUGUUUUUCUUUACUUUUUUCCCACCUUCACUAGAAAGCAUUACCAUGUAAUUUUGUCUUCCCUGGUGGAACAGUUGUGGCUCUUUGGAGAAGAAAACAUGUACCUGAUUUGAUGUGAUGCUUUCGAGAGUUUGUUGCAUUAUCGAUGAGCCACAGAUCUUAAGGAAUUAUGAAAUUGGCAGCUUUGUGUUUA